AUAUAUGUUAGUAACGAUAGGCACAUUUAGACUAAUGUUUAUGUAUCUGUGUGCGACGUUUUACGAAGGACAUCUAGUUCUUGCUAAUUAACUCGUUUUUGUGUCUACAUAUGUAUAUGUAAAUUAAUUUUGUACAAAUACACAUACACAUGUAUUAAAGUACCUCAUACAUAAACAUGGGGCUUUGCUCAUAUCAGGUAAAACUUUCCAGUAUAGGUUUGCUAAAUGAGUUGAAAUUAUUUUUGAAACUGGUUUUUAUGGAUUUCACGAUAAAAUUGAUUCUAUGUUCAAUAUUGACUGUAUGUAUAUACGAUUUCUAAUUCGUUUUUGCUGUACAAGCUAGUGAUUCAAAACGAGGAAUUUUUAAAGUUUCGGUAGCAUAAAAAAAAAUUGAUCAUGUAACAACACCGAAGUUGACUUUUGUAUUUAUAUGGGUGUAAAAUUUGCGCAUUUGGUAACCUUUUGUCGUAAAAGUUAGUCAAACGCUGGUGCAUUUGGGUCAUUCUGUAUAUCGAAUUGCGACAGGAUUGUCAUGCGCGAUGCAUGAGACGCGAGCAUACAUUCGGUCAAUUCGGGGGUGCAGGAUGCUGUUAAUAGUGGAAAAUGUAAACUGUUCAACAUUUUUUUUGUUUUACUGAACAAUAAAAUGGAUCGAAGAUACGUAACGCCCUGAUAUAAUCAAAUUUGAGAGUAGACAAGAAAAAAAAAAUGAAAUUUUACGGAAAGUACUGAAAUUCUCGUGCUAUAUACCGGUUCGGAAAAAUUUUCAAUAUGUCCUCUGAUGUGAACUCCGUCAUUGAUGCGUCUCCUUUCCAGUGUUGCCGAUUGAUAUUAAACAGAUAAAGUGUUUUAUUCGGUGUGAUGUGGAAAAGGUAUUAAAAGAAAUCGAGUAUUCUUGAGCAAGACGUGGCAACGCUGGUAGAAUGUGUGUUAUAUGCGCAGUAGCGCCCGGAUUGGUCCAUCGUGUACCUACUAUCUCCCACUACUUUCGCGUCGCUACUGUUCGCCAGCUCGUCGCUUUCUUUCGUAGUCUGCAUUCGUAGUUUGACCCGUGAUCGUGUUGUUGAUUGGUUAAGUGGUGCACCGUCACCACUGCUAACUGCACACACGCUGGCAGACGAACCAAAUAACAACGGCCGGUAAAGUUGUCUCAUAUUCGUAACGCUUGAAAGCCAUAGCUUUGUAACUCUUGACGAAUUUGCUAUUGUCUGGGACGAAACGUAGCAUUGAAACAUUAGAUGUAUACGUGUUUAAAAUGAUGUAACGAUGAAUAACGUGCAAUCGAGCUUGGCUAGCAGCGGCAGUAGUAGUUCCAUCGGUAACUGCGGUGGUGUAGAACAUCAGCAAGAUGUGGCUGCUUCCGCAAGUACAGCCGGCGAGAGCAACCUGUACUGCCACUUCCGUGUCGCUGACGCAAAACUCUCCGCCGUAGCUAUUGUGAAUAUCGACUCGGAAAACUACAUGUUGCGUGGCAUAAGCUCCUCCGGCCCAUCGGAGCGAAGGCCUCGAGCUUUUAACCCUAACAAGCAGCAACCGGCCACCACGUCUACGGCACCCGAUGUCGAGCUGGACGGCUUUGCGGUGCGCGAAACCACCAGCUCUCUUGCUACUGCUACUACUUCCGAUGUCGCCAUGAAUAACAACAAUAGCAUUAACAAUAAUUCGCCAGAAAAUGGUAGUUCUUGCGCUCGUACUCUGUCGUUCCAUACGCUCUUGUGCUCCUGUCAGAUGUCUUGUUGCUGCAUGUGCGGUUCCUUCUGCUCUCCAGAUUGCCAUGCCUGUUUCCAUAAGAUCUGCUUCCGGUUUGCACACAAAUACGUCUGCCAGAAGAACAACGACGUACUACCACCGGUUACCCUGGACUACGACAAGCCGGUAACGGAAUGGUCUUCAUCCCAUGUAAUUGAAUGGAUGGCUGCUCUAAAUCUUUACCCUUACGCCGAUGUUUUUCGCUGUAAAGACAUAAAAGGUUCUGAUCUUUAUCAUUUGGAUAAAGAGAAGCUCAUGAACAUGGGCAUAAAAGAUGAAUUUCAUCAGAAGGCCAUUUUGAGCUGCGUUAGUGAACUUUUAAAGCAACAAGAAGACAACAUGACCAGCGAGCAGUUUAAUAAUUCUAGUGAGCAACAACUCUAUUCCCACAAUCUAACACAACAUAGCUUCAGUACUUUGGAACGUUGUGAAAAAUGCAACAAAUAUUUGCGUGGCCUUCUUCAUCAGGGAUUCAUUUGUCAAGAUUGCGGCCUUGUUGCGCAUCGAACUUGUGCAGCUAAUGGUUUGCCAACGUGUUUACCUCCAGUAGAAGAUAGGUCUUUAGGAAUACAAUUUAAAUCUAUUUUUGGGCAAGGACUUUGUACACUGUUUAAUACUACCGAAUCUUCAGCUCCAGAUAUAGUCGUGAAGUGUACGCAGCAACUAGAGACAUUCGCCAAACAAAAUAAUACGUUAGAGCUAUACAAUAUCUACUGUGCAACUCCACCGGCAGAUCAAAUGAACGACUUAGUGCAAAAAUUAAAUAACACACUUAACGUUGACUUUGCAGAAUAUAGUCCUGUUUGCAUUACCGGAGUUCUAAAGAAAUUUUUACGCGAAUUGCCUGAUCCUGUGAUACCUGUCCAGUGGUAUGACAGAUUUUUGGAAGCAUCCAUUUCGUUACAGCCGGUAACGGAAUGGUCUUCAUCCCAUGUAAUUGAAUGGAUGGCUGCUCUAAAUCUUUACCCUUACGCCGAUGUUUUUCGCUGUAAAGACAUAAAAGGUUCUGAUCUUUAUCAUUUGGAUAAAGAGAAGCUCAUGAACAUGGGCAUAAAAGAUGAAUUUCAUCAGAAGGCCAUUUUGAGCUGCGUUAGUGAACUUUUAAAGCAACAAGAAGACAACAUGACCAGCGAGCAGUUUAAUAAUUCUAGUGAGCAACAACUCUAUUCCCACAAUCUAACACAACAUAGCUUCAGUACUUUGGAACGUUGUGAAAAAUGCAACAAAUAUUUGCGUGGCCUUCUUCAUCAGGGAUUCAUUUGUCAAGAUUGCGGCCUUGUUGCGCAUCGAACUUGUGCAGCUAAUGGUUUGCCAACGUGUUUACCUCCAGUAGAAGAUAGGUCUUUAGGAAUACAAUUUAAAUCUAUUUUUGGGCAAGGACUUUGUACACUGUUUAAUACUACCGAAUCUUCAGCUCCAGAUAUAGUCGUGAAGUGUACGCAGCAACUAGAGACAUUCGCCAAACAAAAUAAUACGUUAGAGCUAUACAAUAUCUACUGUGCAACUCCACCGGCAGAUCAAAUGAACGACUUAGUGCAAAAAUUAAAUAACACACUUAACGUUGACUUUGCAGAAUAUAGUCCUGUUUGCAUUACCGGAGUUCUAAAGAAAUUUUUACGCGAAUUGCCUGAUCCUGUGAUACCUGUCCAGUGGUAUGACAGAUUUUUGGAAGCAUCCAAAGCAAGAAACGAUGAACAAUGUUCAUCAUUAUUAAAUCAUUUAGCCCAAAAUAUUCCCGAGCAUCACCGUACUACUCUUCAUUUUCUUAUGGCACACUUCUGUAGAAUAUGUCAAAUGGAAUACGCCCGAGGAAAUAAAAAUCCCCCCACUCAACUUAUACAAGUUAUGUGCCAUAUUCUUUUGCGACCGCCUUGGGAAAGAAUAAUUCAAGUAGUUUACAACACCCAAGCACACAAUAGAAUUGUAGAACUUCUUCUCUUAUCAUGUGAUUGGAACGAGACUCUUCCUGAAUUUGCUUCAGCUCCUGCAAUACCUCCACGAAAAAUAUCGAAGGUGGGCUCGAGUUUAUAUUCAACGAGCAUGGAUAAAGAUAAAUCUAUUAGUUCAAGUUUACACGAUGCUGAAUGGUAUUGGGGAGAUAUAACACGAGAAGAAGUCAAUGAAAAGUUAAACGAUACCGUCGAUGGUACGUUUUUGGUGAGAGAUGCAUCUAAUAAGGGUGGGGAAUACACAUUAACGCUCAGAAAAGGUGGAGCUAAUAAACUCAUUAAAAUAUGCCAUCGUAAUGGGAAAUACGGUUUUACCGAACCGUACCUGUUCAAUUCAGUCAUCGAUCUAAUAAACCAUUAUCGCCACGAAUCCUUAUCUCAGUAUAACGCUUCCUUGGACAUUAAACUCCUAUAUCCCGCCUCGAAAUACAACCAAGAAGAUGAAAGCGCUUAUACUGAAAAUAUAGAGAAGUUAACAGCAAGUCUACUAGAAGUUAACAAAAGACUGAACGAUAAAAAUAAGCAGUUAGAAACAUAUACGGAGGAUUUCAAUAAGACGUGCAAAGAAGUGCUUAGCAAGAGACAAGCUCUUGAUGCUCUUAGAGAGCUAGUCAAAGUAUUUGUCGAGCAAACUAAGAUGCAAGAGGCGUUUCAAAAGGAAGCUCAGCCGCAUGAAGUUAAGAACCUUAUCGAUAACGCGGAAGUUCUUAAACAGAGAUUGAAAGCUAUGGAGGAAAGUUGUGAACAAUUGGAUGAAAAUUUGCAACAGCGCGAAGCGUACAAUCGAUCUUUAGAACGAGAACUGACAUCACUCAAACCUGUUAUUCGUGAUUUGAUAAAGGAACGCGAAAAAUAUCAACGGUGGCUUGUGCAACGAGGGGUUAAACAGAGUCGUAUACUGCAGCUUUUAAACAGCGAAGAGGAAAGCGAUGGAACAGACCUAAUGGAAGAGUGUGAUAUAGAAAAUCUACCACACAACGAUGAAAGUACGUGGCUGUUAUUGGAUUGUUCUCGUUUAAAAGCGACGGAAUUGUUGACGGGUAAACCGGACGGAACUUUUUUAAUUCGUAUUUCUUAUACUCAGAAAAACCAGUACGCCCUUUCAAUAACGUGCAAUGGUACGGUUAACCAUUGUAUAAUACAGAAAACUGUAAGAGGAUUGGGAUUUUCAGAACCGUACAACAUAUACAGUUCCUUGAAAUCUUUAGUGUUACAUUAUGCUCAAAAUUCGUUAGAAAUUCAUAACGAUUCGUUAAAUACUACUUUGAGGUAUCCGAUUAAAGUAGUCAGUAACUCCAAUGAUUCGAACAGAGCGUAUAGUUAAAUAUAAGAUUAAAUUGUGAUGGUAAAUCUUAAGGACAUGUUUUUUAAAUUUUUUUAUGUGAUCACAGACUUUUAUUUAAUUGACUGAGAAUUCAUCAAGUGGCGUAAUUAUGUGGUUAUACUUUUAAAACAAUUUCAUCUCAUAAACACCAUGCAACUGACUGUGAUAGUGUAAUGAACGAAGGUUUUCCGCCAAUAGUGAAAAGUCUUUGUGUUAGUGACAAAAAGGAAACGAAAAUGGAGUUACCCACAACUUGUACUACUACUAUUACUACUACUUCUACUACUUCUAUUAUUACUACUACUACUGCUGCUGUUGCUGCUCCUACUUAAUACAGAAUACGAUGCAUUUUUUAUAUCUUUGUGUGUAACGUUAAAAAGCUGUUUUAGUGUUGUUAGCAUAUGAAAAAUAUACAUGAAGAAAAUGUCAGAAAAUCGAAGUCACUGUUUCGUGAUCCUUUUAAAAAAAGUUGCCUUUGAUGUCCUUUCGGCUUAUUUUCUCCUUAACUUCAAAUAACAAUGAAAGCGAUGUUUUUAAAGUGUGUUUAUAAAAAUGUAUUAGUAACUGGUAAUCGUAAAUAAUUUGAAUAAGGAAAACAUAAACAAAAUAAUGGAUUUAUGAUAUUCUAAUCACAUACUGAAAUAAGAAGAAGAAAAGGAGAAAGAUGCUGACAUUACUUUGCAAAGUAGAUAAAAAAUGUGCGUGUUACGCACAAGAUGAGUGAUUGAGUUGACACUUAAUCGUCCUGUCACAUCUGCUUGUGAUGUAGACAUUUCUGUGCAAAAGUAACCAAAUUUGAGAUGAUUUUCGGAUAUAUGUCUGUCUGUUAUGGAAAGAAAGUGUGAGUUCUGGGUAUUAUAUUUUAGUACUGAUUGGAAUUUUUUUCAUUCAAAGUCUUGCGAUGUAAUGAAAUGAAAGUUGAGAAUAUGAUGAAGUAAGGUAUCUUCCGUCGAACCUAAUAUAUGCAGUUGUCACAAAUUGGCUUUAUUUAUAUAUGAGUACAAAUGUAUUUUAUAGAGUUUUUAUUAUAAUAUAAUGAUGAAUUAUAAUAAUAUAUUAUUUGCAAGUACCUAAAUUUGUUUGUGAUAAAAUUUGUGUACUUAGAUGUCAUCUUCACAAUGAGGUGUACUUUUAAUUAUUAAAAAAGAAAAUGUUAUAAAUAUAUUUCAUUUUAUGAUUUUUUUAAGUCAAAAAACCCAGCGCUCGGUUGUAACUUAACGGACGUACUUUUUGUUUUUAUGAAAGUACUGUGUUGUCUCAAAACGAUUUUCUUGUAGAUGUUUGUAUUUGCUUCUAUUUACAAUGGCUAUUUCGAUUGAAUGUUUAAAACAUCCUACUAGUUAUCAGUAAGUUUCAAAUUGUGAUAGUUUUAUA
Agrilus planipennis (emerald ash borer) is the source of this 6396-nucleotide messenger RNA. RefSeq lists its product as uncharacterized. The record is from RefSeq and is a predicted model, not a curated record. Bases 1267 to 5022 code for a protein of 1251 amino acids. Gene Ontology annotation, biological process: signal transduction; regulation of GTPase activity. The transcript is spliced from 13 exons. NCBI's taxonomy places the organism in Eukaryota, Metazoa, Arthropoda, Insecta, Coleoptera, Buprestidae. Gene Ontology annotation, molecular function: GTPase activator activity; protein binding.